Molecule: messenger RNA, 828 nt
Organism: Fusarium subglutinans
Lineage: Eukaryota; Fungi; Ascomycota; Sordariomycetes; Hypocreales; Nectriaceae
Exons: 1
Coding region: 1-828 (275 amino acids)
Source: RefSeq, a predicted model, not a curated record
AUGGCCGAAAACGCAGACCUUCGACGAGAUCUCCACCGUGCACAGAGGACCAGCCUCCGGCUUCUUGACGCGCAAAAGGAAUCGACUGAGCGCAUCCGCGAACUCCAAGACAACAACUACGGCCUGGAGGAAGAAGUCGCAAAUAUGCGUGCCCAACUUGCGUUUGUCACUGGCACCAUCAUUAACAAAAUCCAAGACAAGGUCGACGCUGCGACAUUUGCAGGCUCCACCGUACGCGCUCUUAGACAACAAAUCACUGAUCAAACCGAAACCAUCGAGAAUUUGAAGAUCCAAAAGAGAAAGGCAGUCACAGAGCUCGCUCAACUUCAACUCCAGAGAAAGAAGAAGAAAACGUCCUCCUCCAACAAAGCAAAAUCAGAGAAGGGGAAGUCUGGGAACCAUAGCGCACCUUCCGAUGCCAAUACAGCGUUUAGCCCCUCUCUGAUCACUGCCCCUGGUCAGGCCCAAUCUCUUAUACCCUCGGCCCAAGAUUUGGCUGAGAAAUAUUUGGUUGAAGAUGUUAUACGCGAUCGCGUGAUUCGUGAUGUGCAUCUCACUUCAGGAGUCGAAGCCCAAUUGCAAAAAGCUCUACUGAAAACCAGUGCGGGGAGAAACUUGCGUGGCUUCAUUGAUCGAGGCAAGACUGGUUUAUACUAUUGCUUUCACGAGGUUUGCGAGAAGGGGCCUGAUGCUUCUGUUGAGCUGCACUUGGCCGACUCUAGAUGUCAGCUCGGAGGUGACAAAUGCAGCUUCCUGAUGAAGGUGGUGGGGAUCGGUUCUCACAGAAAGGUUCAGAUCUACAAUGCUGCCGUGGGUACUGCGGCUUGA